AUGGUGUGGCUCCUGGAUCAAGAGUAUGACAGGAAUCACCGGGCUUUUCAUAUGACGGAGACGGGAACGGAUCUUCACCCUUUGAAGAUUCGGUACCAUGGCACAGCUGAUAUGCCGUAUGACGAGAGGUACACGGAGUUCAUCCAGCCCACCGGUCUUCUCCCGUUCAUCACGCUUCAUCCCCAAAUAGAGGAUCAUGGUAACGAAAUUAGAGCUCCCGCCGGCGCACCUUUCGCUUGGAUACGGACUAACUUCGGAAAACUCCUGCCGGAAGGGGCCGAGCGUGACACUAUCAGGACGUACACCCGAGUGUACUUGUGGUACAUGUUAUCGAGGACUCUCUUUGCUGACAGUGGUGGGAAGUUGGCCCAUUGGUGUUGGCUCAAGGCGCUUACGGUGUUGGAGCGCCGGUGGAGUUGGGGAACAGCGGCACUUGCCUACCUCUACCGGCAAUUGGACGAAGCUUGUCGCAGGACUGGGAGCGGCGGUAUUGGUGGAUGCUUGCUCCUACUUUCCGUAUGGAGCUGGGACCGCCUAUCAGUUGGCCGGCCCAGGAUACUCACAGCGAGACCAUGGCCUCAUUACCGGCACAACCUUGAUCGGGAGCCGACUUGGGCAUAUCUUUGGGACAAUGUCUCGGAGAUGACGAGCGACCCAAAUAUCAUGUACAUGCACUACACGGAGGAGUUGGAUACUCUUACCGCUGAGCAGUGCCCACCUCAGUGGCAAGACACAGACCACGCGCUUCAUAGCAACUAUCUCCAAUGGUUUCAUGAAAGCACGCGUAUCGAGCUAGUGAAACCCGCGUAUGAUGACGACAUCUUGUACGACCCCAUCGAGUUCAAUGAGCUUGCAUUCCUGAGGACGACACCAUCCUGA
Messenger RNA from Lolium rigidum, 879 nucleotides. Its product is annotated as protein MAINTENANCE OF MERISTEMS-like. The record is from RefSeq and is a predicted model, not a curated record. Gene Ontology annotation, biological process: meristem development; meristem maintenance. NCBI's taxonomy places the organism in Eukaryota, Viridiplantae, Streptophyta, Magnoliopsida, Poales, Poaceae. The transcript is spliced from 7 exons. Bases 1 to 879 code for a protein of 292 amino acids.